Paraphaeosphaeria sporulosa is the source of this 1272-nucleotide messenger RNA. RefSeq names its product FAD/NAD(P)-binding domain-containing protein. NCBI's taxonomy places the organism in Eukaryota, Fungi, Ascomycota, Dothideomycetes, Pleosporales, Didymosphaeriaceae. Gene Ontology annotation, cellular component: mitochondrion. The record is from RefSeq and is a predicted model, not a curated record. The coding region runs from base 1 to 1272 and encodes 423 amino acids. Gene Ontology annotation, biological process: ubiquinone biosynthetic process. The transcript has 4 exons. Gene Ontology annotation, molecular function: oxidoreductase activity; FAD binding.
AUGCCCAAGAUCAACCACGUCGUUGUUGUAGGCUGUGGUCCUUCGGGGCUGCUCCUGGGCACAAUGCUCGCGAGAAACCUAUCCAUCAAGGUCACCAUUCUCGACGCCAACACAGAGAUCGACAAGAACCCGCGCGCCGCCCACUAUGCUCCAUCCGCCAUGUUCGACUUCAAGCGCGCCGGUAUACUCGAAGAGGUGCGGGAGAAGGGGCUUUCGCCCAGGGGCGUAUGCUGGCGAUUGGACGACACCACGUUCCUUGCGGGCAUGGGCCGCGAACCCGAGGACACCGAACUUGCUAUGCGCGUGCUCCCGCUAGACCAGCUGGGCCCCCUCAUUGUGAAGCACUUUAAGAGCUACCCUAAUACCGAGAUACUGUGGGGACACAAAGUGGUGGGCGUGAAGCAGGAUGAGAAUGGCGCCACUGCUGUUGUGGAAACCGCAGAUGGCGAGCGAAAGGAGAUUACUGGGGACUACCUCGUAGGUGCAGAUGGCGCAUCAAGCGGUGUACGGACGGCUUUGUUCGGAAAGGAGUAUCCUGGCGAAACACUGCCUCAGCAGAUUGUGGCCACAAAUGUCUACUUGCCCUUCGACGAGAGAUUUGGGUACUGGGACUCAAAUUUUAUCGUGCAUCCGACCGACUGGUACAUGGCUGCCAAGAUCACCAAGGACGGCAUAUGGCGAGUUACGUACGGCGACGACGCCAGCCUCUCGCGCGAAGAACUCGUGAAGCGUCAACCACUGCGUUAUGAAAAGAUCCUCCCAGGUCAUCCUAAGCCACACGAAUACAAGCUGGUCAGCAUGAGCCCGUAUAAGUUGCAGCAGAGAUGCGCCCCAAGCUUUCGAGUGGGCAAGAUACUAUUGGUCGCAGACGCAGCUCAUCUAUGCAAUCCCUUUGGUGGCCUUGGCCUGACCGGAGGCUUUGCGGACGUCGGCUCCCUGUACGAUUGCUUCAUGGGCAUCCAUCAGGACGAACUUGACGAGUCGAUUCUGGACAAAUACAGUGAGAUCCGCAUUAAGAUCUGGCGGGAGAUGAUCGACCCAAUGUCACGUGCAAACUUCCACCGUUUAUGGGAUCCCGCAUGCGAGAAGGAGAAGGAAGAGUUCUUCAAAUUCUGUGAACGCGCGGACAAAGAUCCCGUGUGGGGCAAGUCGGUUGCUGAAGCUGUCCACGCGGUGCGGCACGACUUCACGCAAUACUUCAAGAGCAAGCAGAAGGCGGGUAUGGAUGCGAACGUCACUAAUGGUGCACCUGCCGUACAGGCCGCCGCCUGA